AAUAAACCAACAUGGGGAGCAGCUCCAGGCUCAACAUGCACCUCAAUCCCACGGAGUAAGAGCCUGAGGUACCCCCCAGCCGCCAUAACACAGCCCGCAGCGUCACCGCAACUCCCCCCCGGGGACGAUGUGAGGGACUGGCCGGUUCCUACGCGAGGAAAAACAGCCUCGACCCCUCUCCCACCCCCUCCCGGAUGAUGGACAGGAACUACCCGACUCCCACUUUCACCGACCCGCUGGCUCCAGCCUCCCCCGCUGCCUGGGCCUACGAACGGAGCGCGGCCGGAAUCAAGCCGAGCUUAAGCUAUGGAGCUGGGCAUCCUUCUCAUUCGGAGACGGAGCUUCUUCACAGGCAGACUUAUGCAGCUACUCAUCAGCUCCCUGCAUACGCGACCACUCACCACCCCUCAGGUCUGUCUGGAAUCUUUGACACCAGCCUUCACGUGGCUGGCGGUAACACUACAGAAACCUCUGUCAUGAACUUUCUUUCUGCCAUUGAGUCUCGGACCGCCCAAGCUUCAUCAGGGACAACCCUCCUGCCACAGUUCAGGGCUCCAUCAUGGCAGACUGGCAUGCAUUCCUCAACCGCGACAGAGCUGUUUGUUACUGGAGCGCUGCAAACCUCUGGGACAUUUCCAUCGUCUGCCCUCUCGGCGUAUCAGCACCCGAAUACAUUUAGCUCUAGAAACUUUGCUACAACCCCAUCAUUGGCCCUUCAAGAUGGUACAUUCAGUGCUACAUCAAAUGGUCUUCUUUCUCCCCACGACCCUUUGCUUCAAAUUAAGACAUCACAGACUCCCACUGCUUUGACAUUUGAGCGGCUAGGAAGCGCCGUUUUAAGUACCAGCAUCCCGCAGUCAUCAACAUAUCGAUCUGCCCAGGAAUCUGCACCCCAUCUUUUGCAGCCUCAGUUCAGCUUAUUGCCUUCUGCCCUGGGAGGGGCACAGCAAACCCCUCAGCCAUACAGUACAUCAGUUUUUACUGGUUCCACUGCCUCCAUAGAAAGAGCACUUCAGAGGGAAUGUAGUGUAAUUAAGCACCAUCAGAGGCCUUCAAGUACGCAGUCUGUGCAGGCGCAACUAUCUGGUACGCAGCAUUCCCUGCCAAACUAUUUAACAAGCGCAAGUGGAGCUACAUUACAGGAUGCGUCGAGACAGUCUGCUCUUUUGUGUGCUCCACUUGGAGCACUUACUCAGGUGAGCAAUGGUGCACCGGUGCAGAAAACCUCUCAAGUGUCAGUGGAACUAUCUCAAUCUUACCCAUCCGUCAUACCAUCUCCUGGCUACCCACCAUCUUCUACAAAAACAAAAAACUGCCCUACAAAGGCGCCUCCAAGGUCUUCAAAGACCCCCAAGUCUCAGAGUGUGGUUUCGCCUGGGCAGUCCCAAAGUUACACCAAGUCUUCACAGAACCAGAGUUCUGUCAUUUCAAGCCAAGCACAAGCUUACUCCACAGCACAGCUACCUAGUCUUCUGCCAGUAAGCCAGUCCCCCAGUUAUGUUUCAACACAGUCACCAAACUUGCCAUCUGCCAGUCAAUCACAGGUCUUCUCUGCAAUCAAAACUGAGAAGCUGCCUCCACUUUACAAACCACUCCCUGCAUUUUCUAGCCAAUCCCAAACCAUAACUUCUGGCAGCCAGACACUAAGUUUUUCAUCUGAUCAGACACUUGCUCUGCCUUCAGUUUCAAGUGCGAACUACACUGAUCAAACAAGAGAUAUGUCUUCAACUAACCAAUCACAAAGUUAUUCUUCCAGUAACACUCAGGGUUUAACUCCUGUUAGUCAAUCGCAAGUUAGCUAUUCAUCUCAAUCACAGGUGAUGUCACCCGUCAGUCCUUCAGACAGUUACACUUCAGGACAAAACCUACCCCUGGCUUCACCAUCGCUUCCAUUUACUGCUUCCUCACGUGGACAAAGUUUGUCUACUUCAAGUCCAACUCAAAACUACAUUUCUAUGCAUUCAUCACAGAAUACCCAAGAUUCAAAUUCACCACAAUCUCAGAAGUUUUUGCCAACCGUUCAGUCAUCCUCUUUUUCAUCACAAACCCAUUCACAGACAUUACAGAACAGCAGGACCUCAACGGACUCCAAAUCCUACGCGAAGAGAAAAUCUGAAACCAAUUUGUAUGGAUCUGUGAAACAAGAAGAUAAAUUUCAGAUGCAGGACUUGCAGGCAUUACAACAGACUGCUCUUGAAUCCUCUACACAAGGACUUGGUGAAGGCGAAAUAAAUACACAAGAGACUGCCUACAGUGUUUCGAAGGCCGAUGACCGAUAUUCUCAAAGUGUUAUUAAAAGCAAUUCUCGUCUGGAAGACCAGGUUCUUGGACUGCAAGGAUCUAAAAAAGAUGACCGAAUGAUCAGUCCUGCGAGUCAUAUGUCCCAACAUGUGAGUCAUAUGAAUAACUCAGUCAGCCAUGAUCCCAAAAAGGCAUCAGAGAUGAUUCAGUCCUCACAAGUAAGCGCUAAAGACCUAAGUCCGCAUACAAUGUUACACAAGGUUCAUGAUGCAAAGAUGCAGGAGCAGCCAAGCACAUCUCCUCAGAUGCAAGCUGCGUUAAGGCAUUCUCAGCAUCUCCAGUUGCCGGGAGCACAGGUACUUCUAGAUUCUGGAUGCGAUCUGCAGAUGUUUCAGCAGUCUAUCUUACAGGCAAACUUGGGACAAGCAAAGGCAUCUGCAUCCAUGCAAAGAAUUCAAAGUCCUCAACAGGUUUCACACCAAUUUCUACAGGUGGAUGGACAUAUCAUCCAGAGCAACGGUGGGCAAACUCCACAACCACUCCACUCUCAAGGGUCAGAAGUUGUAAAAAUGGACACGUCCGAUGGGAAACAUUUGCAAGCACAUUUGCAAGCAAAAGAUAAUUUCAGUCAGAGAAGUCGGCUUGAUUCGAAGAAUCAGUUUGAUUCUCUAAACCCAAUGUGUUUCUCAGAGUCUAUGUUGCUCAGUGAUGAAAGGAACUUUUUGUCUCACGUUGAUGACAUAUUAGCAGCCACGGCUGCUCAAGAGUUUGCCAAGUCUUCUGCCGAGGAGAAUAUUUCUGUCAAAAACGAGGAUGAAAAAUCACGUUUUCAGUCUUUAAAUAUAAGGCACAUGUCUCCAAAUUUUUCAACAGGAAAGCAGCAAAAUCUCAAUAACCUUUCUUUAAAUGGUGGCCAAACAGCAAUAAAUCUUUCUGCAGUUUCCUCAAACCAGUCUAAAAAUGUAAAUAUGGAUCCAUCACAUAUUCAACCUCUAGAGCAGGACUUGCCGGGUGGAAUGGGUUCUCCAGUGAUGGGGACCAGUCAAGAAGAUCAUGAGAAGAAUGCUGAGAUAAUUAAGAAGCAUUCUAAUGUUAAUCAAGAGUCUAAAGAUGGCAAUGAUGUACCUGACGAAGGAAGGGAUGCAGAAUUCUUGUCCGGUACCAAGAAUCUUGGGGAAGAAAACGCUGCAUCUGAAGGAGAUUUUAUUAUGGGAUCUGAUGAAAAUACAUCCGUUGGUCAGACACAAAGCCAGCAUAUGUCAAAGACCGAUGCUCAUGUAAGUGGUAGUUCUAGCAGCCAAGUGGAAGAGGACUGCCAAGAUCCAACACAAGACAAUCUUCAAAAAAUGAAAGCAAGAGAGAAAAUGGCAAUGAAACAGUGCGCUGAAGAUGAAAACUCUAAUCUGAAGCCAACAAAACGCAACCCACAAAUGAAGCGGCCCAUUAGCAAAGCUCCCGAAACAAGUAUGCAAUAUUCCUCUCAUGUUUCGGAAGGUUAUUACGAUACGUACCAACACCAGGAGAGGAUGCGACAGAAAAUAAAGGAAGUCGAGGAGAAACAGCCUGAAGUAAAGACUGGCUUUAUUGCAUCUUUCUUAGACUUCCUGAAAACUGGACCAAAGCAGCAGUUUUCAGCUCCUCCUGUCCGUGUGCCCAACAGAAUUAGAAGACCCUGUACCCCAGUAAUAAGGCCACCCUGUACUAGUCCACUUUCUCAACCGCAGUCUGUGACGGGUACCCCGGGUUCUGAGGUCAGUGGCACAAUCUCCCCUAAAAAGCCAGAGGAAGAGCUUAAGAAGAACCUGGAGGCAUUGCCAUCCUUUUCAUCUGAUGAUGAUGAUUCUGUGGGUGGUAAUCAUGAUCUCCAGAAGAGUAUUACUACAGCACUCUGCGCAUUGGAUGAGAAUCCUGAUCGGAAGAACAAAGUGGAGCGCAAAUCACUAUUUGGCUGCACCCCCUUAUACAAAACGUUUUAUUUUUUCUAUCAAACUUAUCCAGACGCUGAAAAGUCAGGAGCUCCAGUAAAGCAGGAGUCGGCUCCAGCAUCUUCCCCAAGAAAUGCCGCAGACAAAUCACAAACGUCCAAUUCCCUAAAACCCGGCCAGUCUGAUGGCGCGCAGCCUGAGCAGCUGGCCAAAGCCCAGGAGACGGUCGCACUCGAAGGCUGCACGGAGGAUGAAAACGAAGAGAGCAGCGGAGAAGGAAUCUACCGAGAGCGGGAUGAGUUCGUGGUGAAGAUAGAAGACAUAGAAAUGCUCAAGGAAGCACUAUGUACUGGAAAAGAACCCCCGGCUAUUUGGAAGGUCCAAAAGGCAUUGCUCCAGAAAUUUAUCCCUGAAAUUCGAGAAGGACAACGGUCUUUUGCUGCUACCAACAGUUACCUUGGGUAUUUUGGAGACGCAAAAACAAAGUAUAAACGCGUUUACGUGAAGUUUGUUGAGAAUGCAAACAAAAAGGAGUAUGUAAGGGUUUGUUCUCGAAAACCGAAGAGCAAAGCCACCACGACCGCAAGGUCCUCGCAUGCCAAGGUAAGCGGGAACAGCAAGGCAUCGGAAACUCCUCCGCAGAAAAGCGCACCUCCCAAAGCCGUGUCUGUAAAACCCAAAGCCAAACAGCCCAAGACGAAGGCUGAACCUCCACCAAAAAAGAGGAAGCAGUGGAAAGAGGAGUUCUCUUCUUCUCAAUCCGAUUCUUCUCCGGACAUGCAGAGUGACGAGGAAGAGUUUGAGCCUCCACCUCCCCCAGUUGUCACUCGCUUUUUAAACACAAGAGCCAUGAAAGAAACCUUCAAAGGAUACGUGGAGCUUCUCGUUAGCCUUGCUUUGGACGGAGAUACGAUGCAAGUCUUGGAAAAGGAAAAUGAUGACGUUCUUCUGCCGCAUAUGAGAAAAAUCGAAGGCAUGUUAAAUGAGAACAGGAGAAGGCUACUAGCCAAAUUACAGCUAGAUCAGCCGCUGAAGAAUGCCUUGGAAAACUAUCCCGAUAUUACGACAAUUACUCGUGACACAAAAGGCAAAUCAGGAGGCUCCUCUGUGUGUAAGAUCAAAACAAGUGGGAAGUGGUAUAACAAGAAAACACUGCGGCCAGCAAAAACGGCAGCAAAACAGACGCAGGAAUUCACUGUAGAUCCUGAGAAGUCACAGUUGUGUUCUCUAUACCACGCACUCCAUCAUUACAAGUACCACAUAUAUCUUGCAUGCAAAGACGAGAUUACCUCUGUUCAGAAAACAAACAGAGAUUUGAAGCAAGAGGAGCUGAUCAAUCACUGUCUGAAAAACAUGAAGUGGGUGGAGGACCUCUUUGAGAAGUUUGGCGAACUUUUGAGUCGUGUGCAACAGACAUGUUCUUAAGUUGCAGUCUUCUGCCCUCCUAGCAGUAUAUCCCCCUCCCGACAGCGCUAACAUACUGGAAGAAGAAAUAAAAACUCUUGGAUCACAUAGAUCACGCCAGGCUCUCGCCAGUAGACUAGUGAAAUUGCUGUUUCGUGCCCUGCAUCCAUGGAAGCCGCAUUGGCGAAGAACUGUCGGCCCAAUAACGCCUGGGCAGCAAGCACGUUUUUAUCCUGGCCUUUUUUUUUUUCUUUUUUCCUAUGACUUUUUCUUUUUCUUCUAUUUUGUAAACUAUUUGGGUAAUUUUUAUUUUAAAGAAACCCUGAUUUUUUUCUUUUUCUGCAAAAUGAUACAGCAUGCACUAAAAAAAAAGAUAUAGAAUACAUUUCUUUAUUAUCUAUAGCGAUAACACUUUAAGAUGCUUUACUACAUUUUUUUUUUGUUUACCCGCCGCUAUAAAUAAAAACCCACACCCCUGAAAGGUUUAAGGUGGAGGUACACAAACAAUAUUUGCAUUUAUCGUUUUCUGACCACCGCAUUAAAAAGGGUGUUGUACAUUUUGUAAAACAGAGUUGGCGGGACGUCACAUAUGAUAACCACCAUGAUUUAAAAAAAGUUGGAAAAAAAAAUAAUAAAAAAAAUAAAUAUUACAAACUGUUAUGCUUUAUGGACACCUUUUACAUUUUAUUGUUCAGGAGACUGGACAUGGAGCUGGUGCAAUCCUAUGACUGCUUUUUGUGUCAAAAUAUAUUAUAAUGGAGAAAAGAAAAUGACCUUAACUAUUUUCCCUGUUUUGAAGAAAACUAUUUUCAUUUAUACUGUUUUUUGUUUUUGUUUUUUUCUUUAAAACAAAUCAAUUGUACAUUUUAUCUCACUAAUAGUUGUAUUUUUCACAGAGGAAAUAUUGUGGUUCAAAUUUGUUUCAUGGAUCUUUGUAAUACACUUCCCAUGGCUUUCAGCAAAUCCUAUUCAUUUAUAUGUUGAUUUCAUAUUGUACUUCCCUUCGAUGUUCGAUACAGUAACGGCCUGCAGAUGUAUAGCAGGCUUACUUUAGCUUUUACAUGUAGCUAUUAGGCAUUGCGACCGUUUUCUGAUCCUUGGAAAUAAAUUCCUUACUAAACUUGCACUUGACGAACGGAGCUUUGAUCAGCGAA
Molecule: messenger RNA, 6724 nt
Organism: Spea bombifrons (plains spadefoot toad)
Lineage: Eukaryota; Metazoa; Chordata; Amphibia; Anura; Pelobatidae
Gene: QSER1
Product: glutamine and serine rich 1
Exons: 13
Coding region: 195-5591 (1798 amino acids)
Source: RefSeq, a predicted model, not a curated record